AAGGAAAAUAAAGACAAACAAGACAACUCCGUAAACAUCCAAAUUCAUAAGGAAAAAAACAGUACUCAUUAGGCUACAAGCGUGAAGAAUUAAACAAACAGCUAUGAGAAAUUUAACAACCAGCUAUGAAAAAACUUGACCACAAGCUAUGAAAAAACUUGAUAACCAGCAAUGAAGGAGAAUCGUCUUUGAAACUAGAUGCCAUUACGUCAACACCCAUGCGUUCAACAAAUGGUCAUUGAAUGAAUGAAGAGAUUGGAUCUUGCUGAGAAUGGCGAAGGGGAGCCACCCAUGCCAGUUGUAACAACGAGAAUUAUAGCCCCUGGAGAGCUGCAGCACCGUGACUGUUUGGAAGUUGAUUUUGGCGACACUUCAUUGAGCGGGGCACGCUUGGACGAUGUCGAAUGGCAACAUGUGGACAGAGUUUCUGACAUCAGAUUUUCCAGCCUUGCAAGUCCGCGGGCAGACAGCUCAUUGCCCCCAAUUUCUAAAACUUCUAGUCACGUGACAGGGGGGCUACGUCUAGAACCAUCCACGCCAAAGAAACUCGUUCACUCCUUGAGACUUUCUAAAAGUCAAAACUCUCUCACGAAACUCAAAUCCAGCGAGUCAGGUGACUUCGGCUUUUUAAGGAAUAACGCCUUCUUCGACCAGCAUGUCGAAAAACAUGCGACUCACACUCCAACGGCUCGCGUGGAAGUGAGAGAGCCAGGAAAAUCAAACGAAGGCAGCAACGUAAGAACUUUCACAAAAAGUCCAGCGUACCAGCAGAAGCUAAUGCCGUGGGAGUCCGCCAGGCUGUCGCCAGUCAUUUCAGCGGACAAUAUCAACAACCGAGUCAUCAAGUUUCUAGCCGCUGACAAUAAACUCCAUUCAGUGCCAGCAUCUAGAUCUAAAUUAAAGACUUCUGUGCCAUCUAGAGCGAUGUACCCCAGUGCUUCGCAGAACACCAUGACGUCAUCUCAUUCGACCGCUAGGCUUUUAGCAUCCAAAUCGCACGAAAGGCUCAACCCAGCCUUCUCCCAUUCCCCAGUGCCUAGGAUUUCGCCCUUUCCGAAGGCGUAUCCGACAAAAAGCAGAAAUAUUGUGCGCACGAGAGAGUUUAAGCAGUUUGGGCCACAGGCUAAGUCUACGGAAAAAGGCGUAUCGAUUCGCAGAAAAAUCGAGCAGUAUCGAAAAAAAUGCGACGAGCAAUACACGGACACAUUGAAGAGACUAAAGCUUGAGGGAGACCAUGACAGCAAGCCGAGUCACUCAAGACCAACGGCAUUACCCUUCUCGGGUAUCGACUUUACCAAGAUUCUAGAAGAACGAAUCCACGAACACGUUGCUGACGACGACGGGGUCUCCCAAAGAGAGAAACUCAAACAAGCUUCAAGGAGCAUGGUCAGCGAAUACGCCACGAACGCUAGAAUCGAAAAACGAUCGCUGGUGACGUCAUCGAUUUUUGAGUCGCGGCCCGUGUCUCGAGCCACGUGGAAGACGUGGCGUGACGUCAACGAGAGCGACGCCUACAACGACGUGGCCCAGUACAUCCGCGACAAUGAUCUUAUGGACGCCGAACGAGAGCGCUGGAUAACGACGUGGUUAGAGGAUGUUCAGUCCGCCAUGAAGAAUAUGGAAGCAGAAAGUGAAAUGAAUCUCAUGGACUCGUAAUUUUACCUUUUUUUCAACUAGAAAAACCGACAUUAGAAUUUGCCAUGCAAUUGUGGACAUUUUGAAAAAAACAAUCAAAAGCUCUAGAAUGCUCAGUUUUUACACAAAUAAAGAGAAAAUAGACUUAACUAAUGUCCACAGAAUUAAUAUUAAAAUAUAUAUUGUUAUAUAUCUAUAGGGGAGGCGCGGUGGUAAAGCGCUUGGGUUUCCGAACCGACGGUUCCGGGCUCGAAUCCCGUCGUACAGACAUGUGACAUGGCAACGAUUUAUUGGUCUCCACUGCCCACAGAUUGCUCAGGCCUUUUAUGAUGAUUGGUCUCGGUGUCAGUCUGACGCUUCCUUCAAAUCGAAAUAUUUCUGUGCUAUAAUUGGAAGAGCGUAGAGAAUUUGAUUCCGCGAUGUUUAAAAAGUGCUCAAGAAUUAACAUUUACUUUUUAAAACACUAAGUUAUUAACACUUCAUUUAUUUAAUACAACAGUUACACCAAAAAUCUAGCCAUUUAUAGUUUUCCCGCCAUAUAUGUAAAUCCCCAAUCAUUUAUGUCUCCAAUAGUGCGCUAAUUACGUAUUAGAAUGUAAUAAAACUCCAGCGAUGAAGGGCUUGAUAAAAGAAAGUUAAAUUAAAAUCUCUUAUUAAGUUUAAAUUAUUAUUCUGUUAUGUAUUUACUCAGAAAUCAUCAUCAAAAUCCAUAUGAGUGAGGGCUUGAGAGGCUCAAAUCCUCUCUUGCAAAAGCCCUGUUGUAUUGCGUAGUGUAAAUGCGACCAUACAGGUCGCGAAUUUUGGGUUUCCCAGACCUGUCGAGACGGAGAUCAGCAAGUCUGAGGCAGUCAAAAAAGCCGUGAGAAAUAUGAGCCAACAGGAUCUUGACUUGCCCUGCGCUAUAAUAGCUUACUCACGCCUGGACAGCCUUCACCACGAGAAAAAGCGAUCAGAGGCGCCUCAUGUGCUCCCAGACUCCACGGGCUUUUUGGGACAUGUUCCCAGCACUUAAACCACUUUUCCAUUUCUAUUUUUUGCAAUAACAUGAAGAAAAUAUUUUUUUUCUGAAGCACGAUAAGAAACCACAAACAUUGAAGAGUUCCUCUUCAGAAGAUCAAAUAGUUUUCUUUCACUCAUCAACUAGUAUCUCAUUGGUUUAUGAUCAAAGACUCGAGCGAUGUAAAGUCUGUCUCGUUUUCUAAACGUGGUGUUUUUGGGUAAAGUUAGAAUUUAAUUUUCUGUGAUCAUUACAAUACCUCUAUUAAAGCGACACCUAUCGUUAGGUAGCCCCGAACACUGACCUAUGACGUGGAAACAGGAUGGCUGCCUGGUCGUGCGGUUUACGCGCUGAACUGUCGUUCGGAUUCAUCGAUGGUCCCGGGUUCAAACCCUGCCCGCGCCCAUCCCCCGUAGUCCUGCGGGAGGUUUGGACUAGGAAGUAGGCCUAAAUUAUCUUCAACUCUGAAGGAACAUCCGUAACAUGUAAAAAUGUGUUCUAUUCAUCUAAGAGUUUAAUGUUUUUGAGUUGUGCACAGGUCUUCUAAGUCUAGAUCUAAAGGCCUAUCAUUAGAAUAUUAUAAAAUCUUGUAGAUAGUACUGCGCUCAUACGUCAGUAGAAGAAACUGUCAUCUGAGGUUUUCUUUGAAGUAGGCGUAGCUAUGGUGUGGGGGGGGGAUUUGAAAAUCCCCUGGGCCCCCACUUAAGGUGGUCCCCCAAAUGAGGGUUUGAAUAAAAUUGAAUUUUUUUAUGUUUACAUUAAAUAUUACUGUAUGCCAUUAUCUCAUGUCAUGAAGUAGAAUGUCUCAAUGCAGGGGUAAUAAAGAGCCCAAAACCUCCAGAUGCUUUGCUACGCCACUGGACUAACAGCAACCAACCAAGUCAUCCCACAACUAACAGCAUAAGUACACCUCACAAAGUAACCUUUGUGCAAAUCUAUACAACUUUAAACAAAGAUACUUAUGGCUUGUCUUGUCCAGAGAUAAAAUAGAGUGCACAAUUUCAUGCGGGUUUCAGUCCUAUCUGUGACCUACAUAUUUUACAACACCCAACACAGACGAAACUGUUGUCUGUCUGUUUGUAAAUGUUAUUGUCCAAAAAAAUAAGUUACAAUCUAACAAAAAAAAAUAUUUAUAUUUAAAACUGCAUCACUUUAUUGUUCAAAACAAGUUGAUUCAUAUUUACACUAAAUAUAUUUUGAAAUUCCAAAAAAAAAAACAACAAUUAAAUAAUAAAGAUGUGUACAAGAAGUUGACAAUAAAAAUGUUCUAACCUUAAAAAAAACACAUAACGGCAAAAUAUGUAAGUUGAAUGUUUUAGUCUCUGGUUCAAAUCCCUGCAGUCCUGUACUAUGAGAUGAUUAUGUUUCAGCUAAAGGUCACAACACUACAGAAGUCUACAUCAGAAACAUUACAAGUUUGAUCAAUACACUGACCAUCAGGUCCACCACCACCGGCCUUUAUAUAUGUCCCCAUGACCAAGUCAACAUGCGGAGUUAAACAUUAGCAAAAGUAGCGAAGGAAUGGUAAAUGUUUGUUACCCAACGAUGAAACAGAGAUUUUAAUUAACAACAAUUGAAAGGGA
Messenger RNA from Biomphalaria glabrata, 4215 nucleotides. RefSeq lists its product as uncharacterized. The record is from RefSeq and is a predicted model, not a curated record. NCBI's taxonomy places the organism in Eukaryota, Metazoa, Mollusca, Gastropoda, Planorbidae. The coding region runs from base 247 to 1656 and encodes 469 amino acids. The transcript is spliced from 3 exons.